This is a messenger RNA of Spodoptera littoralis (African cotton leafworm), 246 nucleotides long. The record is from the annotation of a GenBank genome assembly. NCBI's taxonomy places the organism in Eukaryota, Metazoa, Arthropoda, Insecta, Lepidoptera, Noctuidae.
AUGUCUGUAGCUAAAGUGACUAAAGAUGGCAAUAAGUCUGAGCCCGUUGCGUACAGUGACGCAGCUUUGAGAAACAAUGCAGUGGUCGUGGAAUAUUGCAGAACAUCCAUGGCUGCAUUAUCGGGAUCUACUGCAGGUGUACUUGGACUCACAGGCCUUUAUGGCUUCGCCUUCUACGUGUUUGCAGUAGUUAGUCUAUGGGUAAUGUUUAUGCUGAUGUGGACAUUACAAACGGACGAGAGCUGA